AACAGUGUGAAUCGAACCGACACAUACCCCUUCCUUGCUUCCUUCGGUUUAUAAACAAGAGACCUUUCUUUCUUCUUCUUCUUCGAUCUAUAUUUUGUAUUUUUCUUUACUUUUGUUCUUGUAUUUGGUUUGUAGGAAGAGCAAAUUAUUGGUUUGGUGAGACAGAGAUGGGUACUCGUGGCGAUGAUGAAGACGAAGAAUGUUUCUUUGACGCCCCUAGUGAUGAUGUUCCCCAGGAUUUUGGUUUUCAUCUUUGGACCAAUGACCCCGACAGUGUUUCCAACCGACGCCGUAAGUUCCUCCAAUCCAUGGCCUUUAGUUUCAAUAAGUCUACCGAAGACAACGACUCCUCCUCCUCCUCUGUCUCUGAAGAUGAUGAACUUCUUCAACCACCCUCUGUUCCAGUUUCUGAACUUGUCGUCAACGGCUCUUUGAAAGAGGAUGAUUCGUUGUUGUUGUCGAGGAACGAAUCAACUUCCUCCUCCUCUGUAUUUGAUCGAUCCUCAGUUUCUUCAUCCGAGGAAACAGACGAUCGAUCCUUAAUCUUUUCCAGGAACAGCAGUCAAGGAUUGAGCGAAUCAAGUUCAAGCAGAUCGGGCAGCUUCCGAGACGAUUCCUCCAAGAAAGGUGCGCAGUUUUGGUUAAAGAAGCUAGGUGCUCUCACGCACGUCCUCGAAUCACUAGAUUGCGAAUCAGCAGCAACUACGAGUGUGCAGACGUACAAAAAGCAGUUCAAGGAGCUCUCCUCUCUGUGCGUCGACCAAGAUUUUUCAGCGCACGAUGGCUCCAUCUUAGCCAUGAAGUUCUCUCCUGAUGGAAAAUUCAUUGCAAGCGCUGGUGAAGACUGUGUUGUUCGAGUUUGGAGUGUAACCGAGGAAGAGAGAACAGACGAGUAUCAAGUCCCUGUGGUUGAUUCUGGUGUUUACUUUGGCAUGAACCAACAUUCUCAGGUUGAGUCUCUUAAUGUCAACAGUGAGAAGAAGAAGAAGAAGAAGACGAGUAGCUUUCUGAGGAAGUCAUCGGACUCAACUUGCGUUGUGUUGCCAUCUAAGAUCUUCAGUAUAUCCGAGAAGCCUAUGCAUGAGUUCAGAGGGCAUACCGGUGAGAUCUUAGAUCUUUCCUGGUCCGAAAAUGGGUAUCUCCUGUCAUGUUCUGUGGACGAGAGUGUACGGUUAUGGAGAGUAGGUUGUGAUGAAUGUCUCGGAACGUUCGCUCAUAACAAUUUUGUGACUUGUGUGGCAUUCAACCCUGUGGAUGAUAAUUACUUCAUUAGCGGAUCCAUUGAUGGGAAAGUGCGAAUAUGGGACGUGUCUCGCUGUCGGGUUGUUGACUACACUGAUGUAAGGGAUAUUGUGACAGCCGUGUGUUAUCGUCCAGAUGCAAAGGCUGCUGCAAUAGGUUCCAUAACAGGAGACUGUCGCUUCUACCUUUUACUUGAUAAUCAGCUGCAAAUGGACAGGGAGGUUAGCUUAACACAUGGGAAGAAGAAGGUGCCAAGCAAAAGGAUCACUGGUAUUGAGUAUUUUCCCAAUGACUCGGACAAAGUAAUGGUUACGUGUGCUGAUUCACAGAUUCGUAUCAUAUCUGGAGAGGAUGUUAUCUGCAAGCUUAAAGCUUCUGGUGUCUGCACAACAUGUGCCUCGUUUACUUUGGACGGGAAACACAUCGUGUCAACAACCGAAGACUCAGGGAUUCAUGUGUGGAAUAACUCUCAGUUACCCAGCAAGAAGCCAUCUUCCGGAAAGCCGAAAAGAAUCAAGUCAUAUGAGAGUUUUAUCUCACAGAAUGCGUCUGUGGCUAUACCUUGGUUGAGGCAAGCAAACAGGAACAGCCUGAGCGACUGCAUCACAGAUAUGGACAAGAAGAUAGGGAAAAUGGACAGCUGUUUCUCCCCAAUGAAAGGAUCAACAACAUGGCCAGAAGAGCAGCUGGACGAUGACUCAACAAUAGUGAGCAGUAGAGGGAAGAAGCUGAAGCUUCUGAAGAAUGUGUUGCAGCCUCACAUGUGGGGGCUUGUGAUUGUGACAGCGACUUGGGACGGAAGGAUCAGAGUAUUCAACAAUUAUGGAUUGCCAGUUCGGGUCUAAAAUACAAGUGAAUAAUAUUAAAUAAGUUAGAUUAGGAUUCUUUUAUUUGUGGGAAUACUAUUUAUACAUACUUACUAGUUAGGCGUAUAAAAUGUGUGUACACAUUGCUGAGUGUGGAUAAUGUACCUUUUCUCAGUCCCGAAAUGUCUAUAUUGUAAUCUAGUAAUAUAGAAUACACAGUUUUGUUUUUUAUUC
Molecule: messenger RNA, 2282 nt
Organism: Brassica rapa (field mustard)
Lineage: Eukaryota; Viridiplantae; Streptophyta; Magnoliopsida; Brassicales; Brassicaceae
Product: WD repeat-containing protein 44
Molecular function (GO): protein binding
Source: RefSeq, a predicted model, not a curated record